Molecule: messenger RNA, 3204 nt
Organism: Arctia plantaginis
Lineage: Eukaryota; Metazoa; Arthropoda; Insecta; Lepidoptera; Erebidae
Source: the annotation of a GenBank genome assembly
AUGAAAAUCAAGCAUUACCCAGGAAAAGCGGUCAUGGAGGACCCAUGGCUGUCCAUUACGGACAGAACUAUGGAUUUAGUUUAUGCCGCAAACUGGAUCGGUGCAAGAAAUCUAAAUAAAUUAAAGGACAAUGAUGGUACAAACAGUGUUAAAUUUAACUCCAUAUCUAGGAGUAAGUCUUGUCGAGAUAUUGGGCGCACUCCCGAAAAAGAGAAAUACCAUGAUAGCAAAAUAUAUUCUUUAGAAGAUAAUGGAUAUAAUUACUCGAAAGAUGUUCCUAAUGAAAAUAUAUCUCAACUAGCUAAAUACCAACAAAACAUAGAAGAAAAGGCGAGAGCCAAUAAUGAUCUCAUCGCUCAAAACAAAUUGAAACAUAGUUAUAGUUUUAAGGAUAUGCCAAAUGGGUACAGGCCGUCCACGCUAAGAAGAGUAAAACGAAGGAACUUUACAGAAUGGAAUAUCGAAUCAUUCGCUAGUAACAGUAAACAGCUACCUGUGCCACCACAACGUAAGGAAUCUUUAAAAUAUGCACACCGACAAAGAAAGGUAGAUUCUAAAAAGACCUAUUACCCGCUACCGGAUCCCGGCCCGGUGCCACCAGACCCCUCGUCUGAAUCAUAUUACGAAUACUAUUCGAGAGUUAGUCAGCAAAAUAAUGAUACUGAUAGCGAUAAGAUAAAACAAAUACAGAAAGAUACAAAAAGAGAAAAAAAUAUUCAAAAUGAGCCUAUUAAACAAAAUGGAAAUACUAUGUAUCAAAUUAUAAACUCAAUGGCCACAUUAGAUUUAGCUCCAAUAAAGUCCAAGAAUGUAAAACAGGAGUUAGAUAUUAAUUGUGAAGCGGAAGAUUUAGGCUUAUACAUGCAGCCUGUUAAACAGUCGUUAUCUACAUGCGAUCAACUUCCUAAACUCACAAUUCAGCCGACGAACGAACAAAGUGGACGCAUCGAAGAUAAUAAGCCUAGUUUUCGUUCUAAAUCAUUGAGAGUAAAAAGCGAAGGGCGGGCGCCUCUUCCAGCUUAUCUCGAUACAGUGAAGUCUGAAGAAAUUUAUAAUGGCGUCACUGUCACCCAACCGAAAAGAAAUCUAUCACCCAGCGAACAAUUGACGCUAAUGCAGUACGAAAUGUACAACGGAAGUCAAACUCAACCAGUGCCACCGAUUGCUAAUGGGUUACACUCUAAUGAUUUGUCUAAAGAAAGUGACUAUCGGAUUAAAAAUGCCGUUGCGAAACAAAUUAAACGCGAUAAAUAUGGAAAACUGUACAGUACCGUAAGAGUAAAAAGUGAUGAUAGAUAUGAUAGGUAUAAUGACAUUAUGUCUUUUGGAACUCAGAAACAGAAAGAAAGUAUUAGUGAAGAACGUAUUACAAACGUUAAUGGUGUUUAUUCGAGAAGUGCAAAAAGCUCUUCUAGUAGUUCGGACUCAGAUUUUUCGAUACCUAGACCUAAGUUAAUAGUGCCUGUUCAUACCUAUGGGACCAGGAAGAGAAGGACGGGAAAUCUCUGUCAGCGUGACAGUAACGCCACUGAGUCGUCUUUAGAUGCGGGUAUAGUUUUAGACGUAACUCGUCUACAAGACACCAAUGUCAAGACAGCAGACAAACAUCAGAAUGGAGACACAGAGGGUAGGGUGGAAGUGUCCCGUGAGAACAAGUACCUCAGUACGAUGGCUCCGGGGAAGGUCUUCGGCGAGCUGGCCAUCCUGUACAACUGUAAACGUACAGCCACUAUCAAGGCGGCUACAGACUGUCGCCUGUGGGCCAUCGAGCGUCAGUGUUUCCAGACCAUCAUGAUGCGCACUGGGCUCAUUCGCCAGGCCGAAUACACCGACUUUCUUAAGAGUGUACCGAUCUUCAAGAAUUUCUCUGAAGACACGCUGAUCAAGAUAUCUGACGUAUUGGAGGAAACACAUUACCAAAAUGGCGACUACAUUAUCAGGCAGGGUGCUCGUGGUGAUACUUUCUUCAUCAUAUCUAAAGGACAGGUGAAAGUGACUCAGAAGCCACCUAACAGUAACGAUGAAAAGUUUAUAAGAACCCUCACAAAAGGCGAUUUCUUCGGCGAAAAGGCAUUGCAAGGAGACGAUCUUCGAACGGCUAACAUUAUCUGCGACGCUCCAGAAGGCACGACUUGCCUCGUCAUCGACCGGGAGACUUUCAACCAGUUGAUCUCGACCCUCGACGAAAUCCGUACUAAAUACAAGGACGAAGGCGAAAGCAGGGCGAGGUUAAACGAAGAAUUCGCCAAUCUACGUCUGUCAGACCUGCGUAUUAUUGCAACUUUGGGUAUCGGAGGCUUUGGCCGAGUGGAACUGGUACAGAUUCAAGGCGACACUAGCAGGUCUUUUGCCCUCAAACAAAUGAAGAAAGCCCAGAUCGUUGAAACGAGACAACAGCAACACAUCAUGUCUGAAAAAGAGAUAAUGUCGGAAAUGAAUUGCGAGUUUAUCGUUAAACUGUACAAGACGUUCAAAGACCGUAAGUACUUGUAUAUGCUGAUGGAGACCUGUCUUGGUGGCGAGUUAUGGACCAUUUUAAGAGAUCGAGGUCAAUUCGACGACUCAACAACUAGAUUCUACACAGCUUGCGUAGUUGAAGCGUUCCAUUACUUGCAUUCUCGAAAUAUAAUUUACAGGGAUCUAAAGCCUGAAAACUUACUACUGGACUCCAAAGGUUACGUAAAGUUAGUGGACUUUGGUUUCUCGAAGAAGCUGCAAGCCAGUCGCAAGACCUGGACUUUCUGUGGCACACCUGAGUACGUAGCACCUGAAGUGAUUAUGAACCGAGGUCAUGACAUAAGCGCUGACUACUGGUCUUUAGGUGUUCUCAUGUUUGAACUCCUUACCGGCUCACCACCGUUCACGGGUACAGAUCCUAUGAAGACGUACAACAAGAUUCUGAAGGGUAUCGACGCCGUCGAGUUCCCACGAUGCAUCACAAGAAAUGCUGCAAAUCUCAUCAAGAAAUUAUGUCGAGACAAUCCGGCUGAAAGGUUGGGCUAUCAGCGUGGUGGUAUCACGGAGAUACAGAAACACAAAUGGUUCGACGGUUUCAACUGGGAAGGUCUAGCCCAGCGUUCCUUGGAGCCUCCGAUCACGCCGGUGGUGAAGUCCCCACUCGACACACACAACUUCGACCAGUACCCGCCCGAUGGAGAGGAGCCACCACCGGAUGAUCUCUCCGGAUGGGACAGUAAUUUCUAA